AAAAAAAAAAAAAAAAAAAGCGGAAGAAGCGGCCGAGGCGGCGGCGGCAGCGGGAGGAGGAGGAGAGGAGGAGGAGGGGCCGCGCGCGGCGGCCGAGGCGGCGGCGGGGACGCGGGGACGCGGCUUUGUGAGGCGGGUCGCGGGGCGCCCAUGGCGGAGUGCGGCCGGGGGGGCGCCGCCGGCGGGGCCCUGCCCACCUCCCCGGGCCCGGCCCUCGGCGCCAAGGGCGCCCUCAAAGCCGGAGUCGGAGAAGGCGGCAGCGGGGGAGGGCGCCUCGGCCACGGGCGGGCGCGCUAUGACAGCGGCGGGGUUUCCAACGGAGACUGCAGCCUCGGCGUGUCCGGGGACGAAGCCCGGGCCAGCCCCGCCGGGGGAUCCCGCAGCGUGGCGCUCGCCCAGACCUCCGGCACGAUCGCCUGUCCACUCCCCAGGGAGAGCAAACCGGGCGGCCUGCCCCGCCGGAGCAGCAUCAUCAAGGAUGGUACAAAGCAAAAGAGGGAACGGAAGAAGACAGUGUCGUUCAGCAGCAUGCCGACAGAGAAGAAGAUCAGCAGCGCGAGCGACUGCAUCAACUCUAUGGUUGAGGGUUCAGAACUCAAAAAGGUUCGCUCCAACUCCCGAAUAUACCAUCGGUAUUUUUUGCUAGAUGCCGACAUGCAGAGCCUGAGGUGGGAGCCAUCUAAGAAGGAUUCCGAGAAAGCCAAGAUUGAUAUUAAGUCCAUCAAGGAAGUGAGAACAGGAAAAAAUACAGACAUAUUCCGCAGCAAUGGCAUUUCAGAUCAGAUAUCUGAAGAUUGCGCAUUCUCGGUCAUUUACGGAGAGAAUUAUGAGUCACUUGAUCUAGUUGCCAACUCUGCAGAUAUUGCAAACAUCUGGGUCACAGGACUGCGGUACCUCAUUUCUUAUGGAAAGCAUACCCUUGAUAUGUUAGAAAGUAGCCAAGACAACAUGAGGACUUCUUGGAUUUCACAAAUGUUCAGUGACAUUGACGUAGAUAACCUUGGACACAUAGCCCUGUGUAGUGCUGUGCAGUGCAUCAGAAACCUCAACCCUGGUUUGAAAACGAGCAAAAUUGAGCUCAAGUUCAAAGAAUUGCACAAGUCAAAGGACAAAGGUGGUACUGAUGUCACAAAAGAAGAGUUUGUUGAGGUUUUCCAUGAGCUUUGUACUAGGCCUGAAAUUUAUUUCCUUUUAGUUCAGUUUUCGAGCAAUAAAGAGUUCCUUGAUACCAAGGACCUUAUGAUGUUCCUUGAGGCAGAACAGGGUGUGGCACAUAUAAAUGAGGAAAUAAGUCUUGAAAUCAUUCACAAAUAUGAGCCAUCCAAAGAGGGUCAAGAAAAAGGUUGGCUCUCGAUCGACGGGUUUACUAAUUACCUUAUGUCAUCUGACUGUUAUAUAUUUGAUCCAGAACACAAGAAGGUCUGUCAGGAUAUGAAGCAGCCUCUCUCCCAUUACUUUAUCAACUCAUCUCAUAACACGUACUUAAUAGAGGACCAGUUCCGGGGUCCCUCUGACAUCACAGGCUACAUCCGCGCUCUUAAGAUGGGCUGCCGGAGUGUUGAACUGGACGUGUGGGAUGGGCCAGAUAAUGAGCCUGUGAUCUACACAGGUCACACCAUGACCUCUCAGAUCGUGUUCCGCAGUGUCAUCGACAUCAUUAACAAGUACGCGUUCUUUGCUUCCGAAUACCCUCUCAUCUUGUGUUUAGAGAAUCACUGCUCCAUUAAACAGCAAAAGGUGAUGGUUCAACACAUGAAGAAAAUUUUAGGAGACAAGCUCUACACAACAUCACCCAAUGUUGAGGAAUCUUACCUGCCAUCCCCAGAUGUCCUGAAAGGGAAAAUACUAAUUAAAGCCAAGAAGCUGUCCUCAAAUUGCUCCGGAGUAGAAGGAGAUGUGACUGAUGAAGAUGAAGGAGCAGAAAUGUCUCAGAGGAUGGGGAAAGAGAACGUGGAGCAGCCCAACAACAUGCCAGUGAAGCGAUUCCAGCUCUGCAAAGAGCUGUCGGAACUGGUCAGCAUCUGCAAGUCCGUCCAGUUCAAGGAGUUCCAGGUGUCAUUUCAGGUGCAGAAGUACUGGGAGGUAUGUUCCUUCAACGAAGUUCUGGCCAGCAAAUACGCUAAUGAGAACCCCGGGGACUUUGUAAAUUACAACAAGCGUUUCCUGGCUCGGGUGUUCCCUAGUCCCAUGAGGAUUGACUCAAGUAACAUGAACCCUCAAGAUUUUUGGAAAUGUGGCUGUCAGAUUGUAGCGAUGAACUUCCAGACGCCAGGCCUGAUGAUGGACCUGAACAUCGGCUGGUUUAGGCAGAACGGCAACUGUGGCUAUGUCCUGCGGCCGGCCAUCAUGAGGGAGGAGGUGUCCUUCUUCAGCGCCAACACCAAGGAUUCCGUGCCGGGCGUCUCACCUCAGCUCCUUCACAUUAAAAUCAUCAGCGGGCAGAACUUCCCUAAACCCAAAGGGUCAGGUGCCAAAGGCGACGUGGUGGAUCCUUACGUCUAUGUUGAAAUCCACGGGAUCCCCGCCGACUGCGCCGAGCAGAGGACAAAAACCGUGCACCAGAAUGGAGACGCUCCCAUCUUUGAUGAGAGCUUUGAAUUCCAAAUCAAUCUGCCCGAGCUGGCCAUGGUGCGCUUCGUAGUGCUGGACGAUGACUACAUCGGGGACGAGUUCAUUGGCCAGUACACAAUCCCCUUCGAGUGCCUGCAGACUGGCUACCGCCACGUGCCCCUGCAGUCCCUGACGGGAGAGGUCCUAGCUCAUGCCUCGCUCUUCGUCCACGUGGCUAUUACGAACCGAAGAGGAGGAGGGAAACCUCACAAAAGGGGCCUUUCUGUGAGAAAAGGGAAGAAAUCCAGGGAGUAUGCAUCUCUGAGAACACUGUGGAUUAAAACUGUGGACGAGGUGUUCAAGAACGCGCAGCCCCCGAUCCGGGACGCCACGGACCUGCGGGAGAACAUGCAGAACGCAGUGGUGUCCUUUAAGGAGCUGUGUGGCCUGUCCUCUGUGGCCAAUCUCAUGCAGUGCAUGUUGGCCGUGUCCCCCCGCUUCCUGGGACCUGAUAACAGCCCCCUGGUAGUCCUGAACCUCAGCGAGCCCUACCCCACGAUGGAGCUGCAGGGUAUCGUGCCAGAGGUCCUGAAGAAGAUUGUAACAACCUACGACAUGAUGAUUCAGGCCCUCAAGGCGCUGCUGGAAAAUGCAGACGCUGUCUACGAGAAGAUCGUGCACUGCCAGAGAGCCGCCAUGGAAUUCCACGAGCACUUGCAUAGCAUCGGCACCAAGGAAGGUCUGAAGGAGCGGAAGCUGCAGAAGGCGGUGGAGAGCUUCACCUGGAAUAUCACCAUCUUAAAGGGGCAGGCAGACCUCUUGAAGUACGCCAAGAACGAGACUUUGGAGAAUCUGAAGCAAAUCCACUACGCUGCUGUUUCCUGCGGCCUGAGUAAGCCCGGCACGGAAAGCGCGGAGGGCCAGAAGCCCCGCCGGAGCCUGGAAGUCAUCCCCGAGAAGGCCAACGACGAGACCGGGGAGUGAGCCAGCGCCGCGGGAGCCGGGACCACGGGCACCCCGGGACGCCGGCUUUGCCCUCGCUGAAAACGGGAUUUUAAAGCACAACUGGAAUCGCCCAUUGCAGUCUAUUAAAACUGUGAAUGUAUGUAGCAAUCCUGCGUGUGAAAAGCAAAUAAACUCUUUAACAAGAAAUCAUAUUCCUGGCCAAAAUAUGCUAUAUUUGUAUACAAAGACACCCUAAUACAGCUCCGGUGUGAAGAACAAUUGCACAGUCUAGAGCCAUUAGGAAACAGGCGUUUUCCUAGGUGAAAACAUUUUCUGAAGAUGGAAACGGCUUGGACUGUCAACUUAGUAUUUAUUGGAGGAGAAACCCUAAUCUACGCCUUUUUAACUUGUGUGUGGUUGCCAGACGUUGGCGGCGUGCUUGCUGAGCCAUACUUACCAAGGAGAAUGUAAGUGGACAGGCCCCCGGGCGCCCAGGGGCCCAGGGAGCCACGGAAGACAAGAACGUGCAAUGGACCGAAGCUCCUGGCUGAGGCCUCCUGGGGAGACACGAUGUGGAAGCAACAGAUUGUAAAUAGUUUUUCAUUGUAUGAAGUAGUGUUCACAUUAAAAAAAAGAUGUUUUAUGAUA
Molecule: messenger RNA, 4143 nt
Organism: Ochotona curzoniae (black-lipped pika)
Lineage: Eukaryota; Metazoa; Chordata; Mammalia; Lagomorpha; Ochotonidae
Gene: PLCL2
Product: phospholipase C like 2
Exons: 6
Coding region: 151-3534 (1127 amino acids)
Biological process (GO): intracellular signal transduction; regulation of synaptic transmission, GABAergic; lipid metabolic process
Molecular function (GO): GABA receptor binding; inositol 1,4,5 trisphosphate binding; phosphatidylinositol-4,5-bisphosphate phospholipase C activity
Source: RefSeq, a predicted model, not a curated record